Molecule: messenger RNA, 3263 nt
Organism: Cyprinodon variegatus (sheepshead minnow)
Lineage: Eukaryota; Metazoa; Chordata; Actinopteri; Cyprinodontiformes; Cyprinodontidae
Gene: lrrc53
Exons: 9
Coding region: 192-3263 (1023 amino acids)
Molecular function (GO): protein binding
Source: RefSeq, a predicted model, not a curated record
GCUGUCAGACAUGCAUGUUGCUCUAAUGGACCGGUAUGUGACUUAUAACUAUCUUCAGCUGUGGAGGGCUUUGCAUUGUAAUCAAAAAGAUUAAACAGAUAAUGAUUGUGACGGUAAUGAAGCUGUAUCGCGUGACAGCCAUGUGGAAGAGAUGCUGCCUCAUCUUCAUGUUGGAUCUUCUGUAGCACACAAUGACCUGUGUUUUGCUGAUACUCCUGCUGUCAGUUGUUAAAGCCCAGCGUGUCCCAUCAUGUCCUGCUUCCUGCGCGGUUUGCUCUAAAGAUGCAGUUAUCUGUCAAAGACUUGCUAACAUCAUUGAUGCUGCAGAUUCAACCCAGGCUCUGCUGCUAACAGAGGGCUCCAUCUCUGUGGUCCAACCUGCUUCACUGUCAGACCUCAGGAACAUCACAGUUAUAGGUCUAAGUAACAACCAAAUCUCAGAGCUUAGUGAAGAUGUCUUCAGAAACCUCCCUUUCCUCCACACUUUACUGUUGGACCACAAUCUCCUGACCAGCCAGGCUCUCCAGGCUGGAGCUCUGACCAACCUCAGCCAGCUAGAAGUUCUUGCACUGGGCCACAACCAUAUCAACAUGAUACAGGCUGGUUGGUUUACAGGCACAAAGGCUCUGCUCAGCCUGAAGCUGGAGGGAAACCUGCUCACCAGGUUGGAUCCCGGAUCCUUUCCUCUGAACGACUUCAGAAGUCUGGAAACUCUGGAUCUUUCAGAUAAUUUGAUUGAUUUUCUGAACAGAAACAGCUUCCGAGGUCUGGUUAGCUUGAGGAAUCUGGAUCUCUCCAGAAACCGUCUGAGUUCUGUACCUCCUGAGGCUUUCUCCUACCUUGUGUGGCUGUCAAACCUCAACCUGGACCUCAAUUCUUGGAACUGCACAUGUGAGCUGUUAGAGCUGGCCGCCGUCCUGUCAAACUUCAUUCAGGAACCAGACAAGACACUCUACAAUGGCCGUCGGAUGGUGUGUGUGAGUGCAGACAAUCCGGCUGUGACUACGGUGCUGGAGCUGACUGAAGCCAACUGCAUCCCGUCCAAUCAGAACAUCACUGUGCAGCUGGAGGCAAGAGGCAGCGUGACGCCUAAGCGGUACGCCCGGGACCUGGCUAUCACUGCAGUCAUCUGCUUCCUAGGAGGAGUUGCAUUGACCCUGCUUGUAGUUUUGAUCUGCUACCAAGUAUCUAAAAGGAUGAAGAAGAAAGAAAGUCAAAGGCUGAAGGAAGGGGAUGAAGGCAGAAGAGUUGCAAACCACGUUCAUCAACUUGAUGGCAGGGAGCGGAGGAGGGAUUUUUCAUUAGAAGCCAAUAGCAGCCAGCUAUGGAACAAAGAGUCCAUGAUGUUGGAUCACCACAGCGAAGAGUUUAGGUCCAGGGCUGAAGAAAACUUUGGCAGUGUCGGAGGCCAUCGCAACACUAAUGGGAAGAUGCCAAGCCAUAUGAGAAAGGGAGUUUGGGUAAAUGGAGGAAUUGAGACAAAGGAUGAGCAAGAGAGGAGAAAAUCAAGAGUGAUGGUGGAAGAGGAGAGAAAUGGAGGAGGUAUUCAGCAACAACAUCUCAGCUGGGGUCAUUUGCUGACAGAAACCCCAGACAACCUGCAACCCUACAAGGCUGACAGUGACAUGGACAGCUACAGGACUGAUGAAGAUAUACAGACUAUAGGUUACGAGAUUUUACACUGCAGGAACUGCCAUAGGACGUACAGACCACCUGAGCAAAAUACGACUUACAGGAGGGCUCACUCCAACCAUACAGACUCUGUGAGCAGGAGGUUCAGGAGAGAGCUAUCUGAAAAGAUGAAGAACGCGGAGCUAAAACGAAAAACAAGACGUGUAAAGUUUGACCUGAGGAGUCUGAGAACCAAUCAAGGCAAGGAAAGCCUGGAGGAGGAAGUGGCAGCAAAUCCCAGAGACGAUGGAAAAAACAGAGACAGGAGACACAAAGUCCAGUCCAGUCGCUCCAUGAAGGUCAAACUGAACUUAAACCCUCUAAAAAAAAGCAAAGUCCAUCCCAGGAAGAAAAAUGAGCAGAGCCACUCUGAGAACAGAACCUCCAAAAGGAACAAAGAAAGAAGGCAUCAUAGAAAAGAAGAAGAGGAGGAAGGAGAAGAGAAAUCUAGGGAAAAAAGAAGGGGCAGCAGAGAGAGGAGGAGGAAAUCUUCCCAAAAGGCAGAGGGGACAAACGAAGGAGGACACAAAAGCAGUUCAUCAGAAAAGGAUCAACUUUUAGAAGCUGAUCAGGAAAAGGACAGACACCCAGACAGCUCCCAGCCAACUGAUAGCACCACUGUUUCUGCACAGGCACUAAACCUGCAACCUCUCCAGUAUCAGACAGCUGGACUUACUUUGGGUGGUGCUCAGCAUCCCUUCUCCUUCAAUACUGCUGACAGGGACCGUAUUACAGGCCUCUCCUUGCUGGGCUCAGCUGGCUCACUGCUAACCGGCAGCAGCCUUCCUCUUCAAGCAGGGAAGGCUUUACUGAACACUAUGGCCUCGGGAUCCAAUCCACUGCUCCCUGCUGGUCUGACUAAUCCUAUUGCUGCUGGCAUAACAUUCAGUGGGCUCAACAUAGCAUCAAGCAGUGCAACAGAGAGGCUCAAGAACCCUGCAGGAGGGAAUCAUGUUCUUCUAGCUAAAACAACACAGGCCGAUCGUUUGCAUGAGGGUGGAAUUCACCCUGCUCCACCUCUAAACUCAAAAUCUGAAGAUCAAGCUCUGAGUUUAGCAAACCCUGACAAUAAUCCAGCUCCUUUGGAUCAAAGCCAGAUGCAGGUGGACAGUUCUGCACCUGUAGCUGCACUAAAGCUUGAUCUAACACUGGAUCCAGAUAUUCAUUCUGGGAAGGGAAGAUUUCAGUCGACCACUGAAUCAAAAGCUGCGUCCACCAAAGACAGCCUUCCUGAACAGGGACAUGACCAGAUGUCUGGAGAUACCCCUCAGGUUCCUGAACCAGAAACUAGAGUAGAGAGCAUGUCUACGAUUAAUAUGGCGUCUGAGAGAGGGGAGGCUCACACUGAGGGACCUGGAGUUGGAGCGUCAGGGGAAAGUAUAAAGGCAGCAAGAGAGUCUGUGAUGGACAUCUCAGCCUCUAAUCUGACCCAACUAAAUGAAUCCUCCCCAGCUGAUGGAGGAGCUGCUCUCUUGCAGCAGGAGUACCUGUCAGAAGAAGGAGGUUCCUCGCCCAGGAGGAGGCUGAGGCUGGUUCUCCCAGAAAAGACAUCAAACCGACCACCAACAGCACUGGAGAGGAAAAUUCGCUAA